AUUCGAUUAUUAAUUAACCUGUUAAUGUUUUUAUAUAUUUGUAUUUUCACACCUAAAGAGUAAAAUAUAAUAAUUUUAAUAUGAAAUAUAAUGGAAGUUUUGGUUUAGUGUAUUUUUUCUAGAUUUUUCGUCAAAAUAAUUGUUUUCUAUUUUAUACGUAUUUAUUAUUAAAUUUCCCAGUAAUUCAUUUCCAACAUUGUAAAUAAAUAAUCCCCUCUAAAUUAGAUUUUUUCAUUAAUUAAAAAUGGACGUAGCCAAUGAUUACGCCGAAAUAACCCCCGAGAUUCUAAAGGGAGGUGCCCAGGAGGAUCGCGGCGAGACUGCCAGAAUGCAGUAUUUUAUCGGAUCUAUUGCCGUUGGAGACCUGUUAAAAUCUACUUUGGGACCUAAAGGUAUGGACAAGUUGCUCCAACCUAUGAAUCUUGAAGGUCCCGGCGGUGGUAUGAAUGUAGUAACUAACGACGGAGCGACGAUUUUGAAGUCAGUUUGGCUAAAUAAUCCAGCAGCCAGAGUUUUAGUCGAUGUUUCAAUGCAGCAAGAUGCUCAGUGUGGAGAUGGUACCACUGGAGUGGUAGUUUUGGCCUCAGAACUCCUUAGAGCCGCCGAAAAGCUCAUAGAACAGAAGAUCCAUCCACAAACAAUUUGUUUGGGUUUCAGAAAGGCACUAAAGGUUGCAAGAGAUAGGCUAGAUGAGAUAAAGUUUUCUAGAAUCCUAGAUAAGGACAAGUUUGAGUCAGACCUACUUAAUAUUGCAAGAACCACCCUUUCAUCAAAACUACUUCGCGUUGAAAAGGACCACUUUGCAAAUUUGGCUGUUAACGCACUCCUGAGGAUGCACAGGAAUCUGGACAAGGACAGCCAGGACGCUUCAUCCCACCUAAAUUUAUCCUUAAUCCAAAUUAUAAAGAAGCCCGGUGGAACUUUGAAGGAUUCAUACCUCGAGGACGGAUUUGUGCUUGAGAAAAGAAUCGGAGUUGGACAGCCAAAGAGAAUGACUGAUUGCAAAAUUUUAGUUGCAAACACACCAAUGGAUACAGACAAAGUCAAGAUUUACGGGGUUAAAGUCAAUGUCGACUCAUUUGAGGCAGUAAGCGCUCUUGAACAAAGUGAACGUGACAAGAUGAAGAAAAAGGUUAACAAAAUACUCGCUCACAAAUGCAAUGUCUUUAUUAACAGGCAAUUGAUUUACAACUACCCAGACCAACUUUUCAAGGAGGCAGGAGUUAUGGCCAUUGAACACUCAGACUUUGACGGAAUGGAAAGACUUGCAGCCUGCUUAGAUGCUGAAAUAGUUUCAACCUUUGACACUCCAGAAAAGGUUAAACUUGGCAGAUGUGACCUUAUUGAGGAGGUUAUCAUUGGAGAGGACAAGCUCAUUAGAUUCUCAGGAUGCUCAAGAGGCGGCGCCUGUACGAUAAUUUUGAGGGGAGCUUCAACUCACGUACUCGACGAGGCUGAGAGGUCACUACACGACGCUCUUGCAGUUCUAAGCGAGACUCUAAAUGAUGGCAGGAUAGUCUGCGGAGGAGGCUGUGCAGAACUUGAAAUGGCACACUACGUAGAAGAGUACGCAAAAACAAUAGCUGGAAAGGAAAGCUUAGCAGUUGAGGCUUUUGCCCAUGCACUCAGAACACUCCCUGGAUACAUACUAAGCAAUGGAGGAUUCGAUAGCGCUGAUGUACUCUGCAAGCUCAGAGCUGAGCAUUCUAAGGGAAACGUUAGUGCAGGUAUCGAUAUCGACAAAGGAUCAGUAGGGGACAUGAUGAAGUUGGGAGUGUUUGAAAGCUACAAAUCAAAACUCUCUCAGAUUUGUCUCGCAACAGAAGCUGCUGAAUCAAUUGUAAGAGUGGAUGACAUAAUCAAAUGUGAGCCAAGACAACGUAAUCCUGGUGUAUAAAAUCCCUCAUUUUAAAUAAUCUUCUUUAUCUUAAUGUAGUAAACUGUAUUAUAU
Messenger RNA from Theileria parva strain Muguga, 1951 nucleotides. RefSeq names its product T-complex 1 beta subunit protein (gene cct-2). Gene Ontology annotation, molecular function: ATP binding; ATP hydrolysis activity; ATP-dependent protein folding chaperone. Gene Ontology annotation, biological process: protein folding. Gene Ontology annotation, cellular component: chaperonin-containing T-complex; cytosol. The coding region runs from base 245 to 1897 and encodes 550 amino acids. The record is from RefSeq and is a predicted model, not a curated record. The transcript has a single exon. Lineage: Eukaryota; Apicomplexa; Aconoidasida; Piroplasmida; Theileriidae.